AUGAACGUUUUACUCUCGCCACAGCCGCACGUCUUACCUCACUACCACGAGAACCCUCGCCAGUCACCGCAGCGAGGUGAUUCUCCACUACACGCCAUGUCGAACCGAAAGCGAAAAGCCGACGAUGACGGUGAUGAGGCCAUGUCGACGUCUCCGUCCAUCUCCCACCGACCUCUUGCACGGCCGUCCAAAAAGGUGCGCAACAACGACGCUCUCGGCAGGUCUUUAAGGCUGCCGCGUCUCUUGGAGACCCUGGAUGCCGAUCAGCUGCGAACGGUUCUGCAGCAUAUCUGCGAGCAGCACAGGGAAAUCGGCCAGGAAGUCGAGUCCCAGGCACCUCGUCCAUCUGUGGAAUGUGCCAUCAAUGUUCUGCAGGGCUACCAAGACAGACUCAAGGCCGCGGCACCGUACGGUGAUACCAGCCCAGAGUACACCUAUCACCGAGUGAGGGAGAACUUGCUCGCGCUGCUCGACGCUCUCUCGGACUUCACUCCUCAGUUCCUCCCUCCCACCGAGAUGCAAGCUUCACUCUCUCUUCAAUUUCUAGAUGCCGCCACCAACUUCAUCCACGAGCUGCCCGAUCUGGAACUGCAAACCUACCACCACCACAAGGAGAACGCAUACGAGGAGAUCUCGAAAGCCUGGGCACUGGUCAUCAACGAGGCCUCGAAAAAGGCUGGAGGCUUUAACCUGCACUCGAGUGGCUGGGACGCCACCCUGAACCGCCACAACUCCCGCUCAGACGGGCGGUUAGCCACCGCCGUCGCAGCUAUGGGCCAGAACGUCGGGUGGAUCAAGCAGAACUCGCAAGCAGCCGAUCAAAACUCGAUUCUCAAUCAGCUCAUGUCUGGUUCUUAUGGCAGUCCCGUUCGCCGGAACUUUCAUUCGAGAUUUUCAUACUCGCCGAUCAUCCAUGAGAGCAUAAUCCCGACAUUGUCCAAGAUGCCUGCCCCAGGCCAGCAGCACCAAUCAUGGCAAAACCCAUACGAAGAGCCUAGGCCUCGUAUGUCUGUGUGGACUGCGCAAGAGAUUGCUACUAUUGCCUCGAAACUCGACAAGCAGCUCGGCCCCGAAUACAUCUCUGCCCGCGCCGGUCCUGGUGGUCAACGCGUGCAUUACUUGACCGCGGAAAAGUGCAUUACGCUCGCGAACGAGGUGUUUGGCUUCAAUGGCUGGUCAUCGAGCAUACAAAACAUCCAAGUCGACUUUGCGGACGAGAACCCUCAAACAGCACGCGUGAGCAUCGGGCUGUCAGUCAUUGUCCGCAUCACGUUGCGUGAUGGGACGUAUCACGAGGAUAUCGGCUAUGGAAGCAUCGAGAAUGCCAAGGGAAAAGCCAUGGCCUUCGAAAAAGCAAAAAAGGAGGGCACAACAGACGGGCUCAAACGUGCACUACGAAGUUUCGGGAAUGUUCUGGGGAACUGCAUCUACGACCAAGACUAUGUGAAGCAGGUGAUCAAGCACAAGGCACAGCCCGUGAAGAAGUUCGAUCCCAACAAUCUUCAUCGGCACUCGGACUUCAAGGAGGAUGUGAAGGUGGAAGAGCCAGCAAAAGCGCCUGCGGCGCCAGCACCAGAGAUACCGCCCCUUCAAGCUCGGCCCAAGAUGGAGGCGUCGGAGUCGUUCGAGGAUUUUCUUGGAGGUAUGCUGUCCUCAGAUGGCUUUGAAGAGCUGUAG
Molecule: messenger RNA, 1677 nt
Organism: Emericellopsis cladophorae
Lineage: Eukaryota; Fungi; Ascomycota; Sordariomycetes; Hypocreales; Bionectriaceae
Product: Sts1 protein
Exons: 4
Coding region: 1-1677 (558 amino acids)
Biological process (GO): proteasome localization; nuclear protein quality control by the ubiquitin-proteasome system; double-strand break repair via single-strand annealing
Cellular component (GO): nucleus
Molecular function (GO): protein binding
Source: RefSeq, a predicted model, not a curated record